Messenger RNA from Gossypium arboreum, 930 nucleotides. RefSeq names its product HVA22-like protein j. The coding region runs from base 279 to 746 and encodes 155 amino acids. The record is from RefSeq and is a predicted model, not a curated record. Lineage: Eukaryota; Viridiplantae; Streptophyta; Magnoliopsida; Malvales; Malvaceae. The transcript is spliced from 5 exons.
UCCUUCUUUUUCCCAUUUUUGUAGGUUUUUUAUGGGUUAUUUAAAGGUUCCUUUUUUCAUGCCAUAAAUCAGGGAAUUUCCAUUAAUUUCUUUUGGUUUUCGAAACAGGCUUGGAAAUUCUUGGGUUGUUAUUGGUUUUGCCAAAUUUCAAUGAAUGAAUGAUUUAAUGAAAAAAAAUUUGAGUUUUUUUUUUUAAUUGAAAACUAUUCCUUUCUUUCUUUAUUUUCCCAGGAAAUAUUAGCGCGGGAGAUUGAAAAAACUAAGAAUUAAACCACACAAUGUUGGGUGAUUUCCUUACCAGAUUACUUGUGUUGAUUCUUGGAUAUGCAUAUCCAGCGUUUGAAUGCUUUAAAACAGUGGAGAAGAACAAAGUUGGGAUCGAAGAACUCAGAUUUUGGUGUCAAUAUUGGAUCCUCAUGGCUUUUCUGAUAGUUUUCGAACGAGUAGGGGAAGUAUUCAUUUCAUGGUUACCAAUGUAUGGUGAGAUGAAGAUUGCACUUUUAGUUUACCUAUGGUAUCCUAAAACUAAGGGAACUGGAUAUGUGUAUGAUACCUUGUUUCGACCAUUCAUGGCGAGACAUGAAACAGAAGUGGAUAGAAAGAUACAAGAGGUAAAAGCUAGGAUUUGGGAUUUUAUUUCCAAGUACUGUCAAAAUUUUGCAGAAAUGGGACAGGGAAAAUUCUUUGAAAUGCUUCAAUAUAUCGCAAAUCAAUCUAACAAGUUUAAACAACAAGCACAGGUAUAAUUCUUGAAGAUUUUUAUAACUUGAAAGAGAAACAAUUAGCAUUCAAGUUUCAAGUUAUUUGAACCAAACCUGUUUUGCAGAGACCUGAUAAUCCAGUUCCGGCGGCAGCGGCGGCAAACGGUCACCGUAGUCAAUCUGGGGGAAGUGAGACUCGAACUUCAACAACGAUCAAUCGUUCCGCUCU